Ostreobium quekettii is the source of this 1728-nucleotide messenger RNA. Lineage: Eukaryota; Viridiplantae; Chlorophyta; Ulvophyceae; Bryopsidales; Ostreobiaceae. The record is from the annotation of a GenBank genome assembly.
AUGAAGCCCAGCAUCGUCAUAGCUAAGCAACGACGCCUGUCCAGAGACACCCCAUCGCCUAGGAAGCAAACUUCACAGCGGUCGUCCUACUCUGAGCUCACAGAAGACCUGGGCGACGAAUCGGACACUGGUAGCACCCCCCUGUGUCCUGGGUCAUUCUCCAGGUUCACUGGGAGCCCCACACCGCUUCUCAGUCCAUCCAUGACCACCUCUGAGGGACGGUGGAGCCCCUCCAGCUUGAGUGACGCGGACAGCACCACGGCUAGCAGCGAGCCCGAGUUGCCGGCACCAGAGGCUGUCGACGGGCCCGGCCUGCCGGCCAUCUUGCCGCGGGUGGGUCGCAAGAGGAACAACCAGGGGCUGGAGCGGAGCAUGAGCGCCAUCGAGGCCAGGUUGCAGGAAAUCAGGGCGCCAGUGGGCAAGUGUGGCCCCAUCCACGGGAGGGACUGCUCGCCUGGGAGGCCGGGCGGAUACAUGCCAGGGCGUGGCCCCGCAGGGGGCGGAGCGGCGGCCAGCCUGACUGUGAGGACUGGCCGAGAGGAGGACAGGCAGAAAGUGACCCCACGAGCAAAGCCUGGGGAGGGCUUUCAUGGCCUGUUGGACACCGCUGGGACGCUGUCGCCAGUACCGAGCGACCUGUUUCUGGCGCGGUCAGAGAGCACGGUGCAGGAUGAGGACGGCCUGACGCUGUUCGUGAACCCCAUGGUGUUCUGCGAGACGGUGGAGGACGACGUGCGGGAGGCAGCAGCCAAGGGGGAGGAAGGGGCCAAGGCGGAGGAGGCAGUGGGACUCAUCGCUGGCGGAAAGGCAGACUCGCCCAGCAACAGGAUGAACAAGAAGCUCAGGAAGGUCCAAGCGAAGAUGGGUCAGGUUUUCCCCGUUGAUGCCAGCGAGCACAGCAAGGAGAGAACGUCGUCUCCUGCCAUUAUGGUCGAUUCUGAGGAAGAAUCCGGCGUCGCCCAGGGGGCCAGCAGCAGCAGCAGUGUGGAGUGGAGGGCCAACAGCAUCAGCAUUGAGGAGAGGGUUGCGGCUCUGAAAUCUGGACAUUCUGAUGCACCUGUGCCUGUUGCACCAGUGGCGCAGAAUGUGCGUUUGGCUGAGGGGUGGACGCCCAGUUGGGCUAGCAAUGGCAUAGGACACUUCAGAGAAGACAGCACAUGGGGCAGCAAGACUGAACAGACCUGCUGUAAUCCUUUCAGGCAAGCGGCAUGGAAGAGCAACAUCGCAUUUCAGUUCCGGGGCAACGUGGACAGCCCGACAACACAAGCAACGAAGGCUGCGCGGCGCAGAACAUUCCUCAAGUCUUGCAGCCGGAUCGCUGCCAGGCAGGGCCAGGAUGGCAGCUGGUCCCCCACCGCGCUUUGGGUGGAUGAGCAGUCUCUGGAUGCCGCUGUGGACAGAGCGUUCCAGAACGUGGAACCCAUCACACUGGUUCGCAAGGGCAGCAGCCAGGCUGAGUCACUGAGGUCCUUGACGCGGACGAGGAGCACCGGGAGCUGGCGCACGGCGCCAUCCGUCACCACCCUGAGGUCCCGAGCACUGUGGAGCGAUGAAGCGCCCUCUGUAGUUUCGCAGCUGCAGUCACAGUGCAGCAGCAGUGGCAGGGGAUGGCAGAGGAAGACGCAGCCCUUGACGAAGAUCGAUGAAGAUGCUGAGCUGUCCAGGAGGGACAGGCUCUGGGGAGGCCUGUCCAUUGGCGUCCUGUCGCUGCUCUCCCUGUUCCUCUGA